UAAAAUGUAUUUUUAAACCUCAUCUCAUCAAAUGUAAGCAUGGGAGCCUUUUAAGUUGCAACCAUCCUUAAUUAAUUCACAACAAGAAAUUAAACUUAUCCGCUACUAUAAGUACUUAGAGACAAGUAUUCAAUCUUUAUAUAUUCAUUCACAAGUUAAUUAGAGUCUCUACAUCCUACUAACACGGUGCACAGUAUAUAAUCGAUGGACAACUUAGAAGAUGUAACACAGCCAGUAAGUCCAAGUGGACAGUACUUCAACACACCACCCUUAUGUGCAUAUGUUUUUGGAUUUUUGGAAUCAGAAAUUCCAAUUGAUGACUCUCAAACUAUGUAUUUGUUCCAACAUGUCUUCUUACCUAUCAAUCCACGUUUCUCCUCCAUAAUGGUGAAAGACAAAGAUGAGAAAAUGAAAUGGAAAAAAGUAGAGGUGGAUCCUAAGGAUCAUAUAAAGGUUCCAAUAUUCCCCCAAAAUGAAUCAAAUGAACUCUAUGAUCAAUAUUUUGAUGAUUAUGUGUCAAAGAUAUUAAUGGAAAGGACACCACAAGACAAACCCCUUUGGGAAAUUCAUUUGAUUAAAUAUCCAACAACCAAUGCUGAAGGCACUUUAAUAUUCAAACUUCAUCAUGCACUUGGUGAUGGUUACUCUUUAAUGGGUGCUCUUCUUUCUUGUCUUCAAAGAGCUGAUGACCCUUCUCUCCCUUUGUCUUUUCCUAACCGUAAAUCAUCACAAUUGUUACCUUCUAAGAAAAGUUUUUUGAUGAAGUUUCCUUCAACCAUAUUGUCCUUUUUCAAUUCUUUCUCUGAUUUUGGUUGGAGUGUAAUCAAAAGUUCAAUAAUUAAAGAUGAUAAAACACCUAUAUGGAAUAGUGAGGAAGGUCUAGAGUUUCAACCUUCUGUACUAUCAAACCUAUCUUUCUCUCUUGAUGAAAUCAAAACUAUCAAGUCUAAGCUUGGAGUGACGAUAAAUGAUGUGAUUACUGGGAUAAUUUUCUAUGGGAUUAGGUUAUACAUGCAAGAGAUUGAUAAUAAGACAAGAACAUCAAAUUCUACGGGAUUGGUGUUGCUUAGUACUAGAAAUAUUGGAAAUUACCAAUCAAUUCAAGAUAUGACGAAGCCAAAUUCAAAAUCUCCAUGGGGGAAUCAUAUUUCUUUCUUGCAUGUAUCUAUCCCCAAAUUAAGCACGGCCGGUCUAUCUAACCCCUUAGAAUUUGUUUGGGAAGCACAAAAGAUAAUAAAGAGAAAGAGAAAUACUUUCACUGUUUAUCUUAUUGAAUGGCUUUUGGAUAUGGAGUUAAAAUUAAGAGGACACGAGGCGGUUGCUAAACAUAUCUAUGGUACAUUGAGAAAUUCAAGUGUCGUCAUAUCUAACUUGAUUGGCCCUGUGGAGCCUAUGGCUUUGGCAAACCAUCCGGUGAAAGGCUUGUAUUUUACGAUGACCGGUGGACCUGAGAGUAUAAAUAUUGCAGUUAUGAGCUAUACAAAAACAUUAAGAAUUACUUUGAAAACACAUAAAGGCUUUAUUGAUGAACAGAAGUUCAAGUUGUGCAUGGUAAGGGCUUUUGAGGACAUAUCCAAGGUAGCAAUGGAGAUUCCCAGCAAAACAAAGAUUAAUUAAACUUAUGUAUGAAGAAAGAGAGAGUCAAGUGAUAGUUUCAAGGUAGCAAUGGUAAGAGCUUUUGAGGACAUAUCCAAGGUAGCAAUGGAGCUUUUAGGUUUAAUGUUUAAUGUUUUAUAUUUUAUAUUUUUUUUGUCAGGAUUGUAAUAUUUUGUAUUAUUAUUUGUAUUAGUAACAUUAAAUUUAUAUCUUA
Molecule: messenger RNA, 1810 nt
Organism: Trifolium pratense (red clover)
Lineage: Eukaryota; Viridiplantae; Streptophyta; Magnoliopsida; Fabales; Fabaceae
Product: wax ester synthase/diacylglycerol acyltransferase 4-like
Exons: 5
Coding region: 205-1617 (470 amino acids)
Biological process (GO): triglyceride biosynthetic process
Cellular component (GO): plasma membrane
Molecular function (GO): long-chain-alcohol O-fatty-acyltransferase activity; diacylglycerol O-acyltransferase activity
Source: RefSeq, a predicted model, not a curated record